Messenger RNA from Syngnathoides biaculeatus (alligator pipefish), 835 nucleotides. RefSeq names its product eukaryotic translation initiation factor 4E-1A-like. The record is from RefSeq and is a predicted model, not a curated record. Bases 1 to 759 code for a protein of 252 amino acids. NCBI's taxonomy places the organism in Eukaryota, Metazoa, Chordata, Actinopteri, Syngnathiformes, Syngnathidae. Gene Ontology annotation, biological process: translational initiation. The transcript is spliced from 7 exons. Gene Ontology annotation, molecular function: RNA 7-methylguanosine cap binding; translation initiation factor activity. Gene Ontology annotation, cellular component: cytoplasm; eukaryotic translation initiation factor 4F complex.
AUGGCCACGUUGCGCAUGCGCAAUAAAGCCCCGCAGCUGGUCCAAUCAAUUUAUUUAACAGAAGGGGGGAAAAAAAAGAAGUACCAAAGGCAGGGUUACAAGAUGGCGACCGCCUGCAUGGCGAUACCCUCCAUCACCCCAAAGUCUGAGAAGGAAGAGAGCAAGAAAAGUGUUCAAGGUUUGGUCGGGAAUCCAGAACUGUACAUCAAGCAUCCGUUGCAGAACAGGUGGGCCCUUUGGUUUUUCAAGAACGACAAGAGCAAGUCAUGGCAAGCCAAUCUCCGCCUCAUCUCAAAGUUUGACACGGUGGAAGACUUCUGGGGGUUGUAUAAUCAUAUCCAGCUGUCCAGUAACUUGAUGUCUGGCUGUGACUAUUCACUCUUUAAGGAUGGGAUUGAGCCCAUGUGGGAGGACAGACGCAACCGGCGAGGAGGCCGCUGGCUCAUCACGCUGUCCAAGCAGCAGCGCAAGGCCGACCUGGACCGGUUCUGGUUGGAGACGCAGCUCCUUUGUCUCGUGGGGGAAGCGUUUGACGACCACAGCGACGACGUAUGCGGCGCCGUCAUCAAUGUACGAGCCAAGGGGGACAAGAUUGCUAUCUGGACCACAGACUACGAAAACAAAGAGGCCAUCACGCACAUAGGGCGCGUCUACAAAGAGCGGCUCGGCGUCCCUUCCAAAGUGGUCAUCGGCUACCAGUCACACGCCGACACCGCCACAAAGAGCGGAUCUACCACCAAAAACAAAUUUGUCGCCUGAUUUCAACGUUUGAUUUGUCUGGCCACCUUUUUUUUUUUUUCUAUCACUGUUGACUAACAAGAUUGUGGACACCCGA